AUGAACGGCUAUUGGAAACCAGCACUGGCGGUUCUGGGACUGGUAUCCCUGGUAUAUGCCUUCACCACUAUCGAAACAGAGAUUUUCCAAUUGCAAAAUGAAAUAAGUACCAAGUAUGGCCCAGAAAUGGACUUUUACAAGUUUUUAAAAUUGGAUAAACUACAGAAAUCCAGCACAAAGGAGAUUACCAAGAAUUUAAGGAAGUUGUCCAAGAAGUACCACCCGGACAAGAAUCCCAAGUAUCGUAAAUUAUAUGAACGAUUGAAUUUAGCUACCCAAAUUCUCUCCAAUAGUUCCAAUCGUAAAAUCUAUGAUUAUUAUUUACAAAAUGGGUUCCCUAAUUAUGAUUUCCACAAAGGUGGAUUUUACUUUACUAGGGUGAAGCCUAAGACAUGGUUUAUAUUGGCUUUUAUUUGGAUAAUCAUCAACAUUGCACAGUAUAUUGUUUCCAUUAUACAGUAUCGUUCUCAAAGGUCAAGAAUUGAAAAUUUUAUCAGCCAAUGUAAGCAGCAAGACGAUUCUAACGGAUUAGGAGUCAAACGGUUAACGUUCAAGCAGCACGAAGAAGACAAGGGGAAGGAUUUGGUAGUAAAGUUCAGUGACGUCUACGUUAUAGAGCCUGACGGAAAUGAAACACUUAUUUCGCCGGAUACCUUGGACAAACCUUCAAUAAAGAGUUGCUUGUUCUGGAGGAUACCGACUUCAAUUUGGAACAUUACAUUGGGUAGGUUUUUUAGUACUACCGCUGAAGAAGAGAUAACAAAAGACAUCAAAAAGAAUGAUGGAGACCAAGUGAAGAAAGGAAACAAAGUGAAAAAAAACUCUGUGAAGAAAAGCCAAAAGAAAAUGGAGUUGCCUAACGGUAAAGUAAUCUAUUCACGUAAGUAA
Molecule: messenger RNA, 888 nt
Organism: Saccharomyces kudriavzevii IFO 1802
Lineage: Eukaryota; Fungi; Ascomycota; Saccharomycetes; Saccharomycetales; Saccharomycetaceae
Gene: ERJ5
Product: Erj5p
Exons: 1
Coding region: 1-888 (295 amino acids)
Biological process (GO): protein folding
Cellular component (GO): endoplasmic reticulum membrane
Source: RefSeq, a predicted model, not a curated record